UAGUUGCAGUAAUUACAUGAGCAGGCGUAUGUGAGUGAAGAGAAUGCGGGCGUUAGGCGAUGCCGUUGGAUACGUUUAGGGUACAGAGUUACAAACAGCUUUCACUGCCACAAUGUCAACCUCUACCUCUUCGCAGCAGUUGCUAAGGCUUAAUUCUUCUCUUAGUAGGAUAGACACUGAUGGGAAUGUGGUACGACCUCAACCUGCAUUACUGAAGCUCCUGCGUACCGCAGGGGCAAAAGGAGACACAUUUACCAUAAAACAGGUUAUGCAUUACUUGGGACAGUACAUAAUGGUUAAACAACUGUAUGACAAGCAGCAGCAACAUAUCGUUCACUGUGGAACUGAUGAACUCGGAGAGUUAUUAGGCAUUACAAACUUUUCUGUGAAGGACCCCAGUCCUUUGUAUGAAAUGUUGAAGAAGAACUUGUAUAGAGUAUCUCACACAGAUGCUGCCCAGAUUUCCUCAAGAGACCAAAGACAGGACUCGGGCGGUUUGGAGCAUCACAAGAAUCCUGAUGAAAAUAAAUUGGUAGAGAUGGAUGAAACAAUUUUAUCUUCUUCACUUCGCAAGCGCCUUGCAGAAGAUAAUGAAAAUCCUGCCGUUUGCAAACAAGCUCGUCUGGACCUCUCAUUUGAAGAAUGGGAUGGUGCUGGACUGCCUUGGUGGUUUUUGGGAAAUCUCAGGUCGAAUUAUAACCCUUUAAGUAAUGGAUCUACGGAUAUUCCAUCAAAUCAGGAUAUAGAUACUGCCCUUGUUUCGGAUACAACAGAUGAUUUAUGGUUCUUAAAUGAAAAUCGGUCAGAUCAAAUCAAUGUGGAGGUAAAAAUGGAACACAUGGAGUCGCAAGAUAGUGAAGACGAGGAUGUAAGGGAAGAUGAGAGUAAAAAGGUAUUUGAGCUUACAAUUUACGAAGACGAUUUAGAGGACACACAGAGCCUGAGUGAUGACACAGAUACAGAUAUUGGAUCUGAGGACUGCUGGCAGUGCACAAACUGCCAUAAAUGUAACUCUCCGGGAAAACGCUACUGCUUCCGCUGCUGGGCUUUACGCAAGGACUGGUUUGCAGAUUGCCCCCGUCUCGUACAUGCCCUCUCGACACCGGCACUUCCAGCUAAGGCUAGUUCCCAAGAAACCAACAAUGCUGUUGACAUUCCUGAUUGCCGUAGAACAAUGUCUGCCCCAAUGGUUAGAGGUAAAGGACCUGAAAGUGUGUCACAGUUUUUGGAGCCAUUAGACCUGACAUCUAACAUUAGAAGCCUUUCGGAAAGUACUGACACACUUUUCAGCUGUCAGUCUGAGGAAACUUCACUGGAGUCUACCCAACCUCUUUUGGAGCCUUGCACGCUCUGCCAGCAACGUCCACGGAAUGGAAAUGUGGUACAUGGUCGUACAGCUCACCUGGUGACAUGCUUUCACUGUGCACGUAGUUUGCAGAAGACUCGUAUGGGAUGUCCGGUGUGCAAAAAACCCAUACAGAUGGUGGUAAAAACAUAUGUGGCAUAGCUAGUGGAAGGACCACAUUGUCCUAUUUCUUUCUGAGGUGAUGUCAGAUGAGGCUCUUGAAGUCUCGUCUUUUGC
Molecule: messenger RNA, 1582 nt
Organism: Nanorana parkeri
Lineage: Eukaryota; Metazoa; Chordata; Amphibia; Anura; Dicroglossidae
Gene: MDM4
Product: MDM4, p53 regulator
Exons: 11
Coding region: 113-1507 (464 amino acids)
Biological process (GO): negative regulation of apoptotic process; regulation of cell cycle; protein ubiquitination
Cellular component (GO): nucleus
Molecular function (GO): ubiquitin-protein transferase activity
Source: RefSeq, a predicted model, not a curated record